Messenger RNA from Prorocentrum cordatum, 642 nucleotides. The record is from the annotation of a GenBank genome assembly. Lineage: Eukaryota; Dinophyceae; Prorocentrales; Prorocentraceae.
AUGACAACAGGACGUUUUGGAAUUGAGCACUCGUCGGCCCAGCGGGACGUUUUGGACUAUGCGUUACCUGCCGCUGCUGUUGUCAUGACGCUCGCAGCUCCAUUCAUUACGUUUGCAGCUUUGGGUCGAGGGCCUGUUCUUCAGGAGCUGAGAGCGGCAACGGGUCGGUGGCUUUCGCUCAUCUCUUUGGUGAUCACACUGUUGUCCCCGAUGUUCUUCAUUUCCAACUACUAUCAGACAACACUUCUGCAAUAUGGUGUCUAUUCGGUGCUGCUGUCUCAGGCGACCAUCAUGGCUGACCGAAUGGGCAAGCGCCGAGCACUGCCGCCGCUGCUUGUCUGGCACUCGAUCAACCUGCUAAAUCUCAUUGGCGGGGGCAAUAGUUUGCUUCUCUUCUACGGUCUUGGACCUGGGGGGUUGAUCAGAAUUUUCAUCAUCUCUCCAUACGGCGAUUGCCCAGACGGUGAUGAAGCUGUGAGCUAUUGCUCGGACAACUGGAUCGCCGCGCAGUUGCUUGCUGGCUUCCUGUACCUCGUCCUUCACAUUCUUGCCUUCUUUAUCGUGGGCAUGCGUGUCGCUCACUCAUACGGUGGGGAGGAUGACAAGCCCGUUGAAGGUGUUAUCAGCACCAUAGAUACGUAG